Sebastes umbrosus (honeycomb rockfish) is the source of this 2351-nucleotide messenger RNA. RefSeq names its product solute carrier family 39 member 8 (gene slc39a8). Gene Ontology annotation, biological process: intracellular zinc ion homeostasis; zinc ion import across plasma membrane. Gene Ontology annotation, cellular component: membrane. The record is from RefSeq and is a predicted model, not a curated record. The transcript is spliced from 8 exons. NCBI's taxonomy places the organism in Eukaryota, Metazoa, Chordata, Actinopteri, Perciformes, Sebastidae. Bases 229 to 1614 code for a protein of 461 amino acids. Gene Ontology annotation, molecular function: zinc ion transmembrane transporter activity.
GUCCUGGUCCUGAUAGACCACUCAGACCACAUCAGACCACAUCAGAGGUUGCUGCUGCUCCUCAAAUAACUCAAUCAGCCUGAAGAAAACUACAAAAACCUGACUCCUGCUGCGACUCUGUGCCAUGGAUCUGAGUCUGGAUCUGCAGACUAACUCAGUGGAUUAUCUUUGAUUUCUGAGUGAAAAAUCAGAUUUAUUUUACUGAAGAAAACCACUGAAAAACCUGAGAUGUUGAACUUUAGAUGCUUUAUUAUGUGCGUUUUAUUAUGUUUUAUUCCACAGUGUCAGAGUUUAGGUGUGGUUGACCGGGAUGGACUGAAGUUUUUAGAGAAUAUUUUACGUUAUUAUGGUAAAAAUAAUUCAAUCUCAGAGGAGAAUCUGGGUGAUUUACUGCUGUUGAUCUCAGACAGAAGAUAUGAGGCGAUAACUGAAGGGAAUCCACUGGCAGACCAGGAGUGUCCCUCAGCAGAGCAGAUCUUGUCCCACUUUGGGUUCAGUAAUGUCAGCCAGCUGACGGUGGGACAUCUGGGGAGGAUCUGCCCAGCUGUGUUGACCCAGGUGCUGCUGCCCUCCUGCCCCUACACCGCCCACAAGGCUGUGCUGCCCCUCGACUACUCUGUGUGGGGUUAUGGGUUCCUGGCGGUCACUGUGAUCAACCUGGCGUCUCUGCUCGGCCUCUUCCUGAUCCCCUUCACCAAGAAGUCUUAUUUCCCCAAAGUGUUGACCUAUUUCAUCGGCCUCGCCAUCGGGACGCUCUUCUCCAACGCCGUGCUUCAGCUCAUACCGGAGGCUCUGGGUUUUGAUCCCAAAGUGGAUAACUAUGUGUCGAAUGCAGUUGGAAUAUUUGGAGGGUUUUAUAUCCUGUUCUUCAUGGAGAAGGUACUGAAGAUGGCUCUCGGGGUCGAGCAUGAGCAUGGCCACAGCCACUUCACUCCUGCAGACCCGCCUCAAGAAACCUCCCUCCAGAACGGAGACUUAGCGGAGAAAAAGGACUCCAUCGUUUUGACCAGCAUCAACACCAUCGCCACAGACAGGAGCAGCCCUAACCCAGAGUCUCCGCAUACAAACCAGGAACUUUCUCAGGAAGUCCAGGUGUCCUGCUCCUGGCUGCGUGGGCAGCGCAUCUCCAACAUCAAGACAGUGGCGUGGAUGAUAACCUUGAGCGACGCGCUGCACAACUUCAUUGAUGGCCUGGCUAUCGGCGCCUCGUUCACUGUGUCGGUACUGACGGGGUUCAGUACAUCCACUGCCAUCGUGUGUGAGGAGUUUCCCCACGAGCUGGGUGACUUUGUGAUCCUGCUGAACUCCGGUAUGAGCGUCCCACAAGCCAUCUUCUUCAACAUGCUGUCGGCCCUGUCGUGUUACGUCGGUCUAGUGUUCGGUAUCCUGCUUGGGAGCAACUUUGCUCCCAAUGCAAUCUUUGCCAUCGCAGGAGGAAUGUUCCUGUACAUUGCACUGGCAGACAUGUUUCCAGAGAUGGAAAACAUAUUACGGGAACAGAAGCGGACUUCCACCAAGAUCAUCUUCUUCCUGAUUCAAAACGCAGGGCUGCUCACCGGCUUCUGCAUCAUACUGCUGAUCACCGUGUUUGCAGGGGACAUCAAACUGGGCUAGAAAGGAGAGAGACAAUGGAACAAAAACUAUAUAUAUAUAAAACCAAAAUAAAAAUAAUGAACUGCUUCUGUUUCUGCUCACUCAGCCGAGCAGGAAAGUGAAUGUAUGUAAAUCGAAUAUUUUGUACAAACAAAACCAAAAUGUUUAAAGGAAAAAUUAUGCUUUUAUAUCUUUUGACUAUCAAGUUAGUGGAACUCCACAAAAAGGGAACAUUUUUACAAUCAUUUGAUGUAUGAACUUUAGUCAAAUUGUGUUUUUGAGGAGACAAUAAAUUAUUUUUUCAGUCUUCAUAUAGUGUGAAAUAUCUCACAUUUAUUGUACCUCACUGGUGCUGUAGUGUAAACAAACACAAGCUGUGUUAUUGUGACAACAGCUAUUGUUUUGCCUUUUAUGGCAGCAGUGUUUGACCUCAGAGUUUUGUGACCUCUAUGACCUUCACUGAUUCUUUUUUUGAGUUUUCCUUUUGGAUUUUUGUCUUUUUGAAAAUAGUUUGUAUUUUGAUGUCUGUUAAAUUUUGUUAAUGAAACUGUUGGACACUCAUCGAUUGUGCUCCUGUAUAACAAAAAUCACCACCACAACUUCAAAUGACUUUGAUGAGUUCAAAGUUACUUAAAAUACUUGAACCUGGUUGCUCUACAUCAGAGAUUGCAUAUAUAUUUUUCCCUCACGAGUUUAUUACAAUGACCGCUUCUACGCCACAAACACCAGAGACAAAUUAAAGAAACUUAUCAACAAUG